Molecule: messenger RNA, 1336 nt
Organism: Gilbertella persicaria
Lineage: Eukaryota; Fungi; Mucoromycota; Mucoromycetes; Mucorales; Choanephoraceae
Exons: 2
Coding region: 52-1188 (378 amino acids)
Biological process (GO): ubiquitin-dependent endocytosis
Cellular component (GO): plasma membrane; cytosol; cytoplasm
Molecular function (GO): protein-macromolecule adaptor activity; ubiquitin protein ligase binding
Source: RefSeq, a predicted model, not a curated record
UUUUUUUUUUAUCUUUACUCUCCCUCCUUUUUCUGUUUCUUUUUUCUUAUCAUGGAUAAAUUAUUAUCACAAGCUCAAGUUAAGAUUCAUGUUGAAAGUGAAAGUCUUAUCAUGUACGGUUCUUCAACAGAGUCUGCUGGUUGCGUAUUGCGUGGUGUGAUGAGCUUGAGAUUACCAGAGACAACAAAGAUUAAAUCCAUCACUCUUGAAUUCUCUGGUAAAUCUACCAUUUCUUGGAUAGAAGAUACCAGCAAUAGUCCUGAUAGAUUAUUCCGUGAAGAAAAGUCAAUCAUGAAUCAUACAUGGACAUUUCUAGCUCGACAGACUAAAAUACACAGUGUUCCUGCUGGCAACUACAGCUAUGAGUUUGAAUUACCCUUACCUGGGGAUUUGCCGGAAUCAACAUAUGUUGCCAACUUUUAUACUAUACAAUAUCAACUCAGAGCCACUGUUGAACGUUCCACAUUUUUGCCUAACAUAUCAACACGCAAAUCCAUUCACAUAUCACGUCAACUCUUGCCACUGACCGACGAAUUUCUGGAGCCCAUUGCUAUAACAAAUCAAUGGGCUAAUAAACUCGACUAUGAAAUUUCAUUGCCCACAAAAAUCUACACUCAUAGUGACACUAUCUCUGUAUCUAUUCGCUUUAUACCACUCAUCAGCACACUCAAGGUUCGGCAUCUAACUUGCAUUUUUAAAGAAUACAUGGUUUGUAAAAACCAAACCCUGUUUCGAUCUCGUCCUCGGGCACAGGGUCGUAUACUUUUCUCGACGCGCGAUGAAAAGUUUGGAAGAGUAACACAUACGACUGGCGAAUGGACCAAGACACAGUUGAUUCCUUUACCUUCUUCACCUUAUGAACUACAAUGCGAUAUUCAGAACGAUGCUAUUCGUAUUCGACACAAAAUCAAGUUUAUUCUUUCGCUCAUCAACACGGAUGGACAUGUGAGUGAAUUAAGAGCAUCUUUGCCAGUAACGAUCUGUGCCGUCAAUCAGACAGGACUACCAGCUUAUGAAGAAACGUGGCGUAGUCUUCCUUAUGACCCAGCCUCUAUGAUCGCAUUACUCUAUCCCUCUUCAUCAAGUCGUAUUCCAGAAGAGCCUUCUCUACCAUCUUACAGUUCCAUUGCUCAAGAAGUAUCUCUAUAUUCUCCACCCAAUUAUGAUGAAUUGACUUGUGUACGCUAAUAUACCCUAAUCUAAUAAACAAAAUUUUAUAUGAUUAAAUCAUGUCGUGAACAAGGCAUGGUAAGACAUUGGAUUGAAUUAAAUCUAGAGCAAGUUGGCAAAUGAGUUACUUUAGGACUAAGAGAGUAUGAUAACAAAAAUGUUAAAU